UCUCUUCUUUGAGAGAUUCUAGGACGAAAGGAGAUGAAGAGAUUACAAUCUACUACUCUUGGCGAUGUGGACGAGUUUUGAUUUUUGAAAACAUAAAAAAGAAAAGAGGAGGCCGUUGAAGAAUGCUCUAUAUCAUCUAUUUAUUACUCGUAACGGCUACUUGUGUAAUAAAAUAAUAUUCAAAACCAUUCAAAUUAAAUCUAACAGUUAAGGAUUUCCACACAUUAUUUCGAUACGAAAUCAGUCAAGAAUCAAAUGCUGAGAUGGACCAAAUGGGCACACAAAAUCUGGAAUAAGACACUUCUAUUUCUAAUUCUUUAAUGAAUUAACUAGAUAUUGACCCGCGCUUAAAAGCGCGGACUAUUUUUCUGAUAAAAUAUAUGAUAUGAAUUAGUAUUUUAGUCUUGUUAUCCAUUAUUAUGUGACAAAAUUGUAUUAUAUCAAAAAAUAAAAUUAUUAUUUUUAUUUAGUUAGUUAAUGUUAUUAUAUUUUUAAUCGUUUGAUUUUUUUUUAAACAUUAUAAGGUUUGAUCAGACUCAAUGUCUAUUAUUUUAAAUUAGAUGAGAACAAUACUUUUAUAUCGAAUUUGGAUAUGUGGUCAAACCGGUAAACAUGAUGACUUGUACAUAAACUGGUUUGAAUUAAUGAAAACUCGUAAAUUUAAAGCAUGUAAACUUCGAAAAAAUUCGCAAUCAAGUGUGACCGACAUUUCGUUGACCUGGUAGAAAAAAUAAAUAAUCUUCAAUAAUAUUUUAAGAGAUGAAUGAAACUUCUAAUAUAUUUUUAAAUUUAUGAUUUUUUAUUAACUUAAGUGUUUAAAAUUUAUAUUUAAUUAGUUGUUUUAUAUGAAAUAUUUGGUUUGAUAUAAAUAUAGGAUAUUUUGCACUUCUAGUAAGAUUAUAUAUAAAUUGUACAAAAUUCAGCUAAUAUUAUAUAUACAUUGUAUAUACAUUAUUUAAAUUUCAUCAUCAAUUUUCAUUAAUAAUAAUUGGGUUUACAUGAUAUGAAUUUGUAGCUGGUAAAAUAGGUUAGCAAUUAUCAAUAAUGCAUUAUUUUAGAAUACUACUGAAUCUAUAUGUAAAAAAGAAUGACUAUAUAUUCAUGUAAGUUUGUAAAAAAAGAAUAUUUCAGAUGUUAUAAAUCGUGCUCAAACACUUGUCUACAAACUUAUACAAAUAUAUAUGUUAUGAUAAAGGUUGUCUUAGAAACCUAUGUUUUAUACAACAACAUAGAAUUCAAUAAUAACAUUUCUAUUAUUAUGUAGUACUAUAUUAGAAUGCAAAAUUGGUUUGUGAAAUUUUCAUAUUCAAAGAAUACGAUAAAAAAAAUUUACGGAAAGUUUAAUUUGAUAAAAUAUUACCGAAUUCAUAGAGUCUAUUUUUAUAUUCAUAAAUAUCAUUUUAUAUUCAGUUUCCUAAACAAUGAGAAGUAAUAAAUGAUUUCAUUAAAAAUAUUAUAUAGUUAGAGAAAAAUAAGGUGAGACCAAAAAAAUAGUUAAGUCUAAUGAAAGGGUCCAACAAAUUUUCAUAGGUAGAUUUUUUAAAACUCCUUCCCUUUUAAUAGUAUAGAUAAUAAAUCGAAAUUCAGCUGAAAAUACCAGAAAACCUAAAAUUUCAACAUAUUUACAAACCCAACCACUCUACCCACCCAAUUACUAAUAACCCGACCCGACCCAUCUGUUUUCCCCUAAAUCCCUAAUUUUUUUUUCUUCGACGUAACCAAGAAACACAAAUACAAACACAAUCGACAAUCUCAAAUCACUAUCUCCCUCAAUCUCCCCUCACUAAUCAAACUCUGUAACAAUCAUCUUGAAGUUGGUCCCUUGAAUCUCAUCUAUUUCUCUAUUUCGUGUCACUCAUUGAAAAACUAUGGCUCCUAAGACUCGCUUCGCCGGAAAAACAAACAAGGAAGGUGCGCCGGAGAAGAAGAAGAAGAACGAGUCUGCGGCGGAGAAGAAGAAAGCUGCGGCGGAGAAGAAGAAAGCUGCGGCGGUGAAGAGGAGGAGAGAAGCCGUGAAAAAAAAAAGAGAUGCAGCAAAGAAGAAGACUGAAACCGCAGAAAAGAAGAGGAAGCAAGACUCGUCUUCGUCGGAGUCUUCAUCCAAUCCAACCAAGCGGCGUCGGACCGCAUCUUCACCAGAACAACAUUCCGAUCCCGAUCAUUCCCCGGCACCAUCAGCGGAAUUGCUUUCUCAGGAUGAUAGAGAGGGUACGCCAAGCCCAUCAUUUCCGAUUGAGCCACAAAAACACCUACUCAAACACCCAGUGAGGCGGAGAAUCCACUGCAAACUCCAAUAACUUCUAACAACAGAGAGGAUCCCAACAGAGAGUCACACUCACCAGAGGCUGCCAUUAACAAUGAAGCGCAAAGAACGAUUGGAUCUAACAACAGUGAUUCAAACCCACCUGAGGCUGCCAUUGGAUCUGCUACCAUUGACAAUGACACGCCAAGAACGGCUGGGGAGGAGAAUAUGGCCGUAGAACCAAUGAGACCUGUUGGUUUUUUCUUCAAGCCGAGUGCUUAUUGGACGGCUUGCAAGCUCUCCUCAAGGUGCCACCAACACGAUUUUCUGGAGACGAUUAAAGACUUUAAGGAGUCAGAGAAGAGUUGGUUUGAGAAUCACCCUCAGUUCAAGCAUUUAUUCCACAUGGAUUGUUGCGAGAAAAGAAAGGUUCAGGGAUUGUGGAUGUUGCUACUUCGUUGUAUGCAUACAGGAAAGGAGGGACAAGCUUGGUUUGGGGUAAACGGUGUUCCAAUUAGAUACUCUAUCAGGGAACAUGCCCUCCUCUCUGGUUUAUACUGCGGAUCAUACCCUGAAAACUAUCCGAGAAAAGGGAAGAUGAAGUUUGCAACAAAGCAUUUUAAGCACUUGCAGAAGAAGACUAAGGAGAAGAAUAGGAAGAAACAGGGUCUGAGAGUGACAGAAGCGGAUGUCUUAGAGAAGCUUGAGAAGAUGGAAGCUGAUGAUAGUAGUGAUGAGCGUCUGAAGAUGGCGGUUCUUUAUUUUUUGACCAGAGUAAUAAGAGGAAGGAAAAGAAAUGCAUACUUCAUUGAGCCUUUCAUUCUCCAGGCAGUAGAUGAUCUGGAUUUUUGCAACAAGUUUCCAUAGGGCCGUUACACAUUUGAUGAUUGCAUGAAUGAGGGAUCAUUUCGCUAAAGGGCUCCCAGAGAAUAAUAUGCAGUGGACAUUUCCUGGGUUUGUCAUCCCUUUGGAGAUAUUGGCUUUUGAAUGUAUCCCUGUCCUUAGGGAAAGUUUCAGAGAUCCUGAUCCAAACUGUCUCCCAGAUUGCCCAAGAAUGUGCAAAUGGAAGUACAAGAGGACUGGGACAACAGGAUUUACAUUAGAAGAGAUUUAUAAGGCGCUUGGAAACACAAAGGUGAUUUCAAGUACGCUGAAACCACAGGGAGAUGAACUAGACCUCUUGUAUGAAAUCAUGGAUGAAGGGAGUGUGGAAGACGUGGAGCUGCAAAAUGAUUCAUAUAAGGCAGACAUAGCCGUUGACGGUUGGAACCGGAUCCUUAUAGAACCGGAAGGAAAAAUAUUUUGGGAGGAUCUAUUCGAGAUGGAUGUGAGAACCCGGCCUACCACACAGCAACAAUCUGAGCCUCAUGGUAUAUUCGAAGGACAGGAGGAAGAAAGGGUGUGUGAGGAACCCGAGGCAGGGGGCGAGGCAGGCCGUGAGAGUGUAAAAGAGUUGGAAUUGAGAUUGAACAAGACAAUGGAUGACGGAUUUGCAUUGAGGGACGAAACAAUUCGUCUCUUGGCAGCACGAGUAAAGGAGUUGGAACAAGACAAGAUUCAAAGAGAAAAUUGGUCAUUCCAAUUUGGUGAUUAUGAAACAUGUGAGGCUUCAGGAGGCAAAGGAAGAGAUAAUAUGGGCAAUGGCAAUGAGGAUGGUGAGGCAGUGGCCGAGAAGGAUGGUGAGAAACAGGUCGAAGAAGAGGCUGAGAAGAAUGGCACGAAAGAGGCUGAGAAAGAUGGCGCGAAGAGGCUGAGAAGGAUGGCCCGAAAGAGGCUGAGACAACACCUGAAGAUGCUGAGGGUGAAGAAGAAGCUGAUAAGGAUGGUAAGAAUAGCGAGUCAGAUGCCAUCACUGCAGCUGUACACACUCCUCUUCCUACUGAGACAACACCUGAAGAUGCUGAGGGUGAGGAAGAGGCUGCGAAAGAGGCUUAUGAGGUCGCUGGCAAUGAGGAUGAAGUAGGUCAGAAGGAGGGCGAGACAGAGGCUGACAAGGAGGGUGAAACUGAGGAAGGCAAGACAGAUGUGGAGGACUCGCCAUCUACUCUUCAAGUGAUGGCAGAAGCUGCGGAGAAACUCGAGAAAGAGGUUGAUGAUAAGGCUGCUGCAGAGAAGGCUGCUGAUGAGUUAGCUGCUGCUGAAAAGGCAGCUAGUGAUAAGGAAAAAGUUGGUGAUGAGGAGGAGACCAGGCCAAAGAGGACCCAUAAACCUUCUCGUCCGCUCAGGUCUCCGUAUCAGAAAAACUAAUAGCUAUUUGGAAUAGCUUUUAAGAACUAAAACUUAUGUUCCAACUAAAACUUAUGACUUAUGUUUCUUUUGAUGCUAAAACUUAUGACUUAUGUUUCUUUUGUGUUAUAAAACUUAUGACUUAUGUGGAUGUUGUGUUAAAACUUAUGAUAUAUGUUUCUGUUCCUGUUUCUAUUGUAUUAGGACCGUUGUAUUAUGCUAAAACAUGUAUUAUGGAAUCACUAAUACAAGUAUGACAAUCCAAUAACAUUUAAGAAUGGUACAACUAGUACAACUACGUAAUGACAUUAGUUUUACAUAGUUCAAAAUAACGUGUUGCAAAUUUAAAAUGUGUUGAACAUUUAAAACGUGAUACACAUUUAAAAUGUUGUAGUUUCACAUAGUUGUACUAGUUUAUUAGUUGUACCAGUUUGUACAUAGUUAUACUUUGGCAGUGAAAUCGAAAAAAAUAUUAGUUGUACCAUAUAAAAAAUACAUUUACCUUAGUUGUACCACUGUUGUAUGUUUACAUAUGCUUGCCCGGAUACAAUGAAAUCAUCACUAUUGUGAAAAUAAUUGUCAUGUAUGUUUUGAAAAAAAUAAGUGGACAAACAAGUUAACAAACCUUAAAAGUAUAAGGUAGAUCAAACAAACUUUUGUGAUGGAGUUAGAAAUCUAAAAAAAAAAAACACAAUACAAAACACAAAGAAACCUUUCCAAACACUUAAAAAUUAGACUAUUUGAUUGGUUUUUUAAUAGGGAACACCCAAAAGAAUAUUUA
Messenger RNA from Brassica rapa (field mustard), 5249 nucleotides. RefSeq lists its product as uncharacterized. The record is from RefSeq and is a predicted model, not a curated record. Lineage: Eukaryota; Viridiplantae; Streptophyta; Magnoliopsida; Brassicales; Brassicaceae.